Gordionus sp. m RMFG-2023 is the source of this 1838-nucleotide messenger RNA. Its product is annotated as alpha-L-fucosidase-like. The coding region runs from base 47 to 1543 and encodes 498 amino acids. The transcript has 8 exons. Gene Ontology annotation, cellular component: lysosome. The record is from RefSeq and is a predicted model, not a curated record. Lineage: Eukaryota; Metazoa; Nematomorpha; Gordioida; Chordodea; Parachordodidae. Gene Ontology annotation, biological process: glycoside catabolic process; fucose metabolic process. Gene Ontology annotation, molecular function: alpha-L-fucosidase activity.
UUUCAGUUUAGUUACACCGAUUUUUUUUCUCUUCUUAUUUUCGUUCAUGGCGAAAAUAAUAAUUUCUUAUGUUUUUGUUGCUAAUUUUAUCAAUAUUUUCCAUGGCGAGUACAUUGCGAAUUGGAGUUCUAUAGACUCGAGACCUCUUCCUAAGUGGUAUGAUGAAGCCAAAAUUGGUAUAUUUAUACAUUGGGGUGUAUUCUCGGUACCUGGAAUGCAUAGUGAAUGGUUUUGGUGGAAUUGGUUAGGUGAUAAAUCGCCUAAUGACGUGAAAGAUUACAUGAAAAAUAACUAUCCACCUCAUUUUAAAUAUCCUGAAUUUGCUGUAGAUUUUAAAGCUCAGUUUUUUGAUCCUUACAAAUGGGCAGAUUUGUUCAAUAAGUCUGGAGCAAAAUAUGUUGUUUUAACCAGUAAGCAUCAUGAAGGAUAUACAAUGUGGCCAUCAAAGUUUUCUUGGAAUUGGAAUAGUCUUGAUAUUGGCCCAAAAAAGGAUAUUGUAGCAUUAUUUGCAAAAGCUAUAAAAGAAACGACGGGAUUAAAAUUUGGAUUAUAUUAUUCGUUGUUUGAAUGGUUUCAUCCACUUUACUUGAAAGAUAGGUCUACAAAUUUUAGCACGCAGGAAUAUGUUGAACAAAUUUCCUAUCCGCAAAUUAUGGAAAUAGUUAACCAAUAUCAUCCUGAAGUUUUAUGGCUCGAUGGCGAUAAUGGUCCUCCAGAAUAUUGGAAAAGCUUAGAUAUAUUAGCCUGGUUAUACAAUAAAAGUCCAGUAAAAUCUACCUUGGUUACUAACGAUAGAUGGGGUUAUGGUUGUCCAUGUCAUCACGGAGGCUAUUUUACAUGCGAAGACAGAUAUAUACCAGGUAAAUUGAUGCCACGAAAGUGGGAGAAUUGCAUGACUCUGGAUAGGCAUUCUUGGGGUCAUCGCAGGAAUAUGGAUCUCGAAUCUGUAUUAAGUAUGAAUGAAUUGUUGGAAAUCUUGGCCGAAACCAUCAGUUAUGGCGGGAAUUUAUUAAUCAACGUCGGUCCCACGUCAGAAGGAAUAAUUGUCCCCAUAUUCGAGGAAAGAUUAUUACAAUUGGGCAAAUGGCUAGAUGUAAACGGGGAGGCCAUAUAUGCUACUCAGCCUUGGAAGUCUCAAAAGGAGCCGUUCCAAAAAAUUUGGUAUACCUUAAAGGAUAUGAAUUUUGGCGAGUCUUCCCUUAAUCAUUACUCUAUUUAUGCAAUUUUUAUGGAUUGGCCCAGGCCGGAAGACGGUUACCUAUUGAAAUUGACAAUGAUGGAUGUUCCCUUCAAUAAUGCCGGUACUACUAUGAGGUUGGAGCUGAAAUUGUUAGGUUAUUCCGACGCAGGACCCAAGAAAAACAUUCCAUGGAGACGCAAAACCAAAGAUAAUGAAUCUAUUUUCAUAGCCAAUCUCUCUAACGUCCCCUUGGUCAAAUUACCUUGCAAACACGCCUGGGUCCUCAAGUUCCUAUUGUACCCAUCACCGGAUAACGAUGAGCAAUUGGACGAGAAUGACCCUAUAUUAACGAAUUCGAUAUAAAUAAACACGUUUUUUUAUUCCAUUUUUAUACGAUUUUGUAUAUUUAUAAGCGCGCGCUAUUUAUAUAAAAUAAUUUUUUAUAUAAUAAGGAUAAUGUGUGAUUAUGAAAUUAUGUUAAAAGGAUUUAAUCAUAGGUCAUCUUGGGCAAAAAAUUUGGGCAAAAUAUUCGGUUCUUUUAAAUGUGAUAAAAUCCUUUCAUUGGAAUUUAAAAAAUAAUAUAUUAAAUAAAACCUUGAUUUUAUAAGAAAUCACGAUUAUAAUUUAAUUAGCUUUUACCAAUCGAUUCUUUAUUAAA